Molecule: messenger RNA, 1032 nt
Organism: Scheffersomyces stipitis CBS 6054
Lineage: Eukaryota; Fungi; Ascomycota; Pichiomycetes; Serinales; Debaryomycetaceae
Exons: 3
Coding region: 1-1032 (343 amino acids)
Biological process (GO): 3'-UTR-mediated mRNA stabilization
Cellular component (GO): nucleus; cytoplasm
Molecular function (GO): mRNA 3'-UTR AU-rich region binding
Source: RefSeq, a predicted model, not a curated record
AUGACUGAAUCGUUAUUUGAUACCAAGUUCUCUGAACCUACCCUCGCUAAAGUAGCUGAUUCAGCGUCGUCCGCUACAUCGGCUAGCUCGGAUGGCCAACCUGCUGUCUCAAGCUCAAGUUCCAACGGAAGGUCUGAUCCCCAAGAUCAAUCAACUACUUUGCCAUCUUUGCAAUCUAAAGUGAACGCCUCAGCUUUGAUAAACUAUAGAGUACUAGUUUCUGCCAAAGAGUCAGGAUGCCUUAUCGGCCAAAACGGUCAAGUCAUUGACUCUAUACGUGCAGAAACUAACACCAAGGCUGGUAUAUCCCGCUUGCAGCCUGGUUCUCACGAAAGAAUCUUGACCGUUAGUGGUACUCUAGAUGACUGUGCCAAGGCCCUCUCAUAUUUCGCGCAGGCUUUGUGCAAUUCUACAAUUGAAACCUACAAUUUCUUUCCUCUUAAACAAUUGAGUUCCAAUCCUUGUAUUGAACAUCAGACUACUAUCUUGAGAUUAUUGAUUCCUAACAGUCAAAUGGGUACUUUAAUUGGAUCCAAGGGUUUGAGAAUUCAACAAAUUCAGAAUAAGUACAACAUCUCUAUGAUAGCAUCCAAAUCAUUUUUGCCAGGUUCUAAUGAAAGAUUAGUUGAAUUACAAGGUUCGGUAAACGACUUGUACGAUGCUUUGCGAAUCAUUUCUCGUUGUCUAAUUGAAGAUUUCUCGAGUAUUGUGGGGACUAACUAUUACAUCCCAAGGGGUCACCAUUAUAAUAACAGUUCAUCUCCAAGGGGUGCUAAUCCAAUUACUACUGCUUCUAUCAGCUUCCCAAAUGAUAUCGUUGGUGCAUUGAUAGGCAAAAAUGGUUCCAGAAUUCAAGGUGUUAGAAAAAUCAGUGGUGCCACCAUUGGCAUUUCCGAAGAAGUUGAAGGGAAGCCUGAGAGAAUUUUUACUCUUUCUGGUUCAGCUCAUGCAGUUGAAAAAGCAAAGGAGUUAUUGUAUCAUAAUUUAGAACGGGAGGAGCAGAGAAGAUCUGAAGCUGAAGAGAAGAAUUGA